UCUUAUUAUUAAAUUUAAACUUGACUUUUUAGAGUUUGCUCUCGCUAAAAUUUCUGUUUGGGGAGUUUUUGCUUUACAGGUUUCCAGAUUGAGGAGUGUUUUUGUAGCUAUAGUCAGAAAAAAAAGUAUCUACACAUUUGUGUGUGCAUGCCUGUGUGUGUGUCACAGAGGUCCCACAGCACCUGACCCACCCACCAACGCCACCGCCACCCCAGGGUGUUUGUCCUGAGAGCUGGGAGCAGACAGGGAGCUGGUGAAGCCAGGGGCUGACGGAGGAGAAGCGACCAACCGAGGCCGGCCAGGACAAAAGGAUAGCAGGGGGAGAGGACGGAGAACACGGGCACAGCACGCAGGAGGAGACACACAGCCAGCGGGAGUUGUUAGCAGGAGGAGUGUUGACAUUUAACCGAAGAUGAGUACGUACACAGUGACUCUGAAUGGCCCCGCUCCAUGGGGCUUCAGACUACAGGGAGGAAAGGACUUCAAUAUGCCACUCACCAUCUCCAGGAUAACUCCGGGCAGCAAGGCAGUGGGCGUCAGCCUGGCCCAGGGCGACAUCAUCUCGGCCAUCGAUGGGGUCAGCACCGAGGGGAUGACGCACCUGGAGGCCCAAAACAAGAUCAAGUCUGCCACCAGCAAACUGGCGCUCACCAUGCAGAAAUCAAGGCGUGCUGCAGCAUUUCCCACAACAGCUACAAGAAUGGACUCACCGAUGCCAGUCAUCCCCCACCAGAAGGUUAUCGCAAACACAGCUGCAAAUGUGGAGUACACUCCCAGCUUCAACCCCAUUGCUCUGAAAGACUCGGCCCUGUCCACCCACAAGCCCAUCGAGGUGAGGGGUCCGGGAGGAAAGGCCACCAUCGUUCACGCCCAGUACAACACACCUAUCAGCAUGUACUCACAGGACGCCAUCAUGGACGCCAUCGCAGGGCAGUCGCAGGCCAAGGGACACGACAGUGAGGAGGCUGGCUCCCCCUUGGCCGGAGCUCUGCCUAUCAAGGACCCUGUGGUAGACUGUGCGUCUCCAGUUUACCAGGCAGUUAUCAGGCCAGGAGAGUCAAACCAGACUAUGUCUGACUGGGCUCGUCGUGCUGCCAACCUGCAGUCCAAGAGCUUCAGGAUGCUGGCCCACAUCACUGGCACUGAAUACCUGCAAGACCCAGAUGAGGAGGCCCUGCAGAAGUCGAGAGAGAGGUUCGAGUCGGAGGUGAAAGGGCCCCGCUUUGCCAAGCUGAAGAACUGGCACCAGGGACUGUCUUCACAGAUUCUCAACGUCCAGAAUUAAAGAGGAGCAGGAAAUUUAAAGAAAAAAAAAAAAAGAGGGAGAAAUUGUGAAGAGGAAGACAUGUAAAGGAAGACAUGGACAAAAGCCCAAGAAUAAACAAGAAGAGGGGAUAAAUUAAUGAGGGAUAAUAAAAAAGAAGGAGCAGCAGGAGGAGGAAACUCCUCAGGAAUGUGAGAUAGUGUUGUAACCUAAAUUAGUAGAAUGUGAGAUACUAACUGUUAGUGUGAGGAUGCUACGUGUUCAUAAGCUCGAUAUUACCUGUCAAAUGUAUCUGUCCGCUGCUAAAAACCUGAUCUCGCAUUCAGGUUUUAUCCAUAGACUGUAUAUAAAGACGGACGACAUGACAGCACCUCAAAAGUGAAGCCAAAACAUCUUGCUCGCCCCCUGGUGGCCGGCUGCAGUAUAAGUCAUAAACCCCGCCCCCUCUUUGAUAGCAAAUGGGACAUGGGCCAAACUAAAGAAAUCAAAGUACGUGUCAAACAAUUAUCCCAAAGAAUUCUGUCAUUUAUAGCAGUUCUUAUCACCCUUAUAUAUGUUCAAGCUUUCCCUUUUUUGAUUUUAUUUAGUUAUUUUAUGCUAUCAAACGGGGGUUUGACGUCUGUUGACGGUUGUGCGUGCUCGUGAUCAAUGGUGCUGCUCGCGACAGGGUCAAAGAUCACCACCGCACAGACUCUGGCUCCAAAUGACGUCACCAGUGCAAAGUGGCAGCGGUUGUGUGUGGGAUAUUUUGGCUUCCCUUUUGUACAGUGGGAGAAAGUGGAGAGGCGUCGUUCAUCUUCAGAUACAGUCGUUGGGUUUUUCUCUUUGUUUCCUGUUUGUUUUGGUUCUGUCUCUCUUAAAUGAAAGGCAAAAUUGUACAAAAAAAUAAUCAAGUGAAAAUGUAGAACUGAUGUUUCUUUUAGUACAUAAACUGCAUUCACAAUGAAUUAUGAAUUUUAACACAAAGCAUGCUUGUGACAAGGCACACAAGGACAAAUACACACACAGAGAUUUACCUACAUGCACAAAUACAGUAUGUAAAAAAAUGCACUCGAAAAUGUACUUAUAUCAAUGUGAAUAAAUGUUUUCUUAAAACCAUA
Molecule: messenger RNA, 2364 nt
Organism: Plectropomus leopardus (leopard coralgrouper)
Lineage: Eukaryota; Metazoa; Chordata; Actinopteri; Perciformes; Serranidae
Gene: ldb3b
Product: LIM domain binding 3b
Biological process (GO): muscle structure development; heart development; actin cytoskeleton organization
Cellular component (GO): adherens junction; filamentous actin; stress fiber
Molecular function (GO): muscle alpha-actinin binding; actin binding
Source: RefSeq, a predicted model, not a curated record